This is a messenger RNA of Piliocolobus tephrosceles (Ugandan red Colobus), 1087 nucleotides long. RefSeq names its product mal, T cell differentiation protein (MAL blood group) (gene MAL). Gene Ontology annotation, biological process: myelination. Gene Ontology annotation, cellular component: membrane. The transcript is spliced from 4 exons. NCBI's taxonomy places the organism in Eukaryota, Metazoa, Chordata, Mammalia, Primates, Cercopithecidae. The record is from RefSeq and is a predicted model, not a curated record. Gene Ontology annotation, molecular function: structural constituent of myelin sheath. Bases 86 to 547 code for a protein of 153 amino acids.
ACUGGGCUCCGCGGAGCAAGCGAGAGGUCUGCGCGCAGUCUGAGCGGCGCGCGUCCAGUCCCGAGGCCGACGCCAGCACGCCCUCAUGGCCCCCGCAGCGGCGUCGGGGGGCAGCACGCUGCCCAGUGGCUUCUCGGUCUUCACCACCUUCCCCGACUUGCUCUUCAUCUUCGAGUUUAUCUUCGGGGGCCUGGUGUGGAUCCUGGUUGCCUCCUCCCUGGUGCCCUGGCCCCUGGUCCAGGGCUGGGUGAUGUUCGUGUCUGUGUUCUGCUUCGUGGCCACCACCUCCUUGAUCGUCCUGUACCUCAUUGGAGCCCACGGUGGAGAGGCCUCCUGGGUCACCUUGGACGCAGCCUACCACUGCACUGCUGCCCUCUUUUACCUCAGCGCCUCAGUCCUGGAGGCCCUGGCCACCAUCACGAUGCAAGACGGCUUCACCUACAGGCACUACCAUGAAAACAUUGCUGCCGUGGUGUUCUCCUACGUGGCCACUCUGCUCUACGUGGUCCACUCCGUGUUGUCUCUGAUCCGAUGGAAGUCUUCAUAAAGCCCCAGCAGAACCUGAGCUGAAAACCCAGCUGGUGUUAACUGGCCACUCCACCGUCCAGCAUAACGUUUUAGAAAACAGAAAUGCCCUUGACGGUGGAAAAAAGAAAACAACCCCUCACCCCCAUCCCCAACAACAAAAAAAAGCCCUGCCCUAUUGCUUGUGGGUGCUGUGUUUACUCUCCCGUGUGCCUUCGCGUCCGGGUCGGGAGCUCGCUGCCUCUAACCCCCGACGGCUGCGCUGUCUGCUAGGGUCACCUCCUGUUUGUGAAAGGGGAACUUCUUGUUUGGGGGUGGGAGGUGGGGACUGACCUGAGAAGGAGACAAAGAUCCCCUGCUGACCCCUGGACCAGCUCUCGAGAACUACCUGCUAGAAUUUUCCACAGGCUCUCCUGAGCGUCCCCUCUUGUGGCACGUUUUAAGUCUUCAUGGAUGUUCCGCGUGUCACGGGGACUAAAACUCACCCCACAGAUCUUUCCAGAGGUCCAAGGUGGAAGAUGGUAACCCGGUGAAAUACUUCAUAAAGUGUCUUUAUGUUCAA